Messenger RNA from Pieris macdunnoughi, 387 nucleotides. Lineage: Eukaryota; Metazoa; Arthropoda; Insecta; Lepidoptera; Pieridae. The record is from the annotation of a GenBank genome assembly.
AUGCUCAAAGAUUGCAUUUUUAUAUUUUACUACGUCAUAUUAGUUGCAGUUGGAUUAGUAUUUGCACCGGAUUAUUCUGUUCACCCACAUUUGGCUGCUGAGACAAUAUUUCACUUUGUGAAAUUUGUGUUACCUUGUGUCUUAAUGGAGCUGACAAAGAGUGAAGUGGAGAAGAUAAGAAUCAUUUUCGUAGAGAUAACUGCACUAAGUUCAGAUAGCAAAAUCAGCGCUAUAGCAGAAGACGCAUUAAAGUUCCUAGAGAAAGUUCCGUUCGAGUUUACGCUGUGGCGCUUCGCAUCUGUCAAUAUUCGUUUGCCACUUCAAUUCUUGGGCCUUAUGACUACUUACGUCAUUGUCUCUAUACAAUUUAUGCAUGUGUUUGGAUAA